CUCAUUAGUUCUUUUCCCUUAUAUAAACCUUCCCUUGAUCUACUAGCUACUCAUAGUCUUAAGUCUUAACCAAACAAAGAAAGACAAAAAAUGGAGCUCUUCUAUGCGCCUCUCCUCUCCCUCUUCGUUCUUCUCGUCUCCUUCUCAUUUCACUACCUCUUCUACAAAAACAAACCCAGCUUGACCGGUGGACUCCCGCUCCCACCGGGCAACACUGGAUGGCCUUUGAUCGGAGAGAGCUACGAGCUUCUCUCGUCAGGAUGGAAAGGUCAUCCAGAAUCAUUUAUAUUUGACCGUCUGGCCAAAUAUAAAUCCAACAUCUUCCGAACCUCCAUCUUCGGAGAGCCGGCCGCAGUCUUCUGCGGCGCAGCCUGUAACAAAUUUUUAUUCUCCAAUGAGAAUAAACUAGUCGAGGCAUGGUGGCCCGACUCGGUCAACAAAGUAUUCCCUUCCUCUCAACAAACCUCUUCCAAAGAAGAAGCCAUCAAAAUGAGAAAAAUGCUCCCAGGCUUUCUCAAGCCCGAAGCGUUACAACGAUACAUUAGCAUCAUGGAUAAAAUCGCACGAAACCACUUCGAAUCCGGCUGGGACAACAAAGACGAAGUUCUAGUCUUCCCCUUGUCGAAAACGUACACGUUUUCGAUCGCGUGCCGGCUCUUUGUGAGUAUCGAAGAGCCUUCUCAAGUUGCGAAGCUCUUGGAGCCGUUCAGCGCCAUUGCUUCCGGAAUCAUAUCGGUGCCGAUAGAUCUCCCCGGGACCCCAUUCAACAAGGCCAUAAAAUCGGCGAGACUUGUUACAGCAAUGCUUGACAAGAUUAUAAAGCAAAGGAAGGUUGAUUUGGCUGAGGGGAAGGCUUCUCCAACACAAGAUAUAUUGUCGCAUAUGUUGUUGACGAGUGAUGAAAGUGGGAAAUUCAUGGGGGAAUCUGAGAUCGGUGAUAAAAUAUUAGGGUUGUUGAUUGGAGGGCAUGACACUGCGAGCUCUGCAUGUGCAUUUAUUGUCAAGUAUCUAGCCGAAUUGCCUGAGAUCUAUCAAGGAGUCUACGAGGAGCAAAUGGAGAUUGCGAAAUCAAAAGCUCCCGGAGAAUUACUCAAGUGGGAAGACAUUCAGAAAAUGAAAUAUUCGUGGAAUGUUGCUUGUGAAGUGCUCAGACUGGCACCACCACUCCAAGGCUCUUUCAGAAAUGUGCUCACCGAUUUUUCUUAUAAUGGCUUCUCAAUCCCUAAAGGCUGGAAGAUUUACUGGAGUGCAAAUUCAACCCAUAUAAACUCGGAUGUGUUUCCCGACCCACUGAAAUUUGAUCCGUCGAGAUUUGAGGGGUCGGGACCAGCGCCCUACACUUUUGUGCCGUUCGGCGGAGGACCUAGAAUGUGUCCCGGAAAAGAGUAUGCAAGAUUGGAGAUACUGGUGUUCAUGCACAAUCUGGUGAAGAGGUACAAAUGGGAGAAGGUCAUUCCUGAUGAGAACAUUAUUGUCAAUCCCAUGCCAAUUCCAGCCAAGGGACUCCCAGUUCGCCUGUUUCCUCACAAACUUGUAGCCUAGUCUUGCCUUGAUUAUGUUCUAAUUAUCUCUGUUUAGUAGCCUGUAAGUUAUCAUCUGUUUGGUAGCCAGGUUACUAAUAAGUUGAAUAAGAAAUGCUCGUGUGACAAUAAUAUUCUAGUACUCUUGUUUCUUUUUCUAA
Molecule: messenger RNA, 1681 nt
Organism: Daucus carota subsp. sativus
Lineage: Eukaryota; Viridiplantae; Streptophyta; Magnoliopsida; Apiales; Apiaceae
Product: beta-amyrin 28-monooxygenase
Exons: 3
Coding region: 91-1542 (483 amino acids)
Biological process (GO): sterol metabolic process
Molecular function (GO): iron ion binding; monooxygenase activity; heme binding
Source: RefSeq, a predicted model, not a curated record